AUGGCCGGCAGCAGCUCUGUGGUUUGUGGAGAGGCUCUGACGUUCAGGCCCGGCUCGGCUCUUCCUCCCCUGGAGUCUGCUGGACGUCCAGAGGACAGCGUGGAAACCUUCAUCGCUCACGUCUCCACACCCCGUCUUCCUCCCUCAAACGUUCCUGAAGGCAUCACGAUGCUCGCUCGCCCGUUGCUGCUCUCUCUGCAGUCCAGGUUCCUGAGCUCCCAGCCUCGCCUCGGUAAAGAUGUGCUCGACUGCUCUCUGCCUCAGUAUAACUGCCGGCUGGACACGCCCCUCCCUGACGUGCCCUUCGUCAGGGAGCUGACCAACCAGCAGAGGGCGCUGAAGGAGAAGGAGAAAGGCGACUGGAGGAGUCUGACCAAGGAGGAGAAGCUGGCCUUGUACCGGCUGACUCAUCAGUUCUCCUACGCUGAGAUGCGUCAGGGUUCGUCCGAGUGGAAAACCGUCCUGGGGGGCGUCUUCAUCAUGCUGGGCUUCAGCGGGCUGCUGCUGUGGUGGCAGAGAGUCUACGUCUACGGACCGGUGCCUCGCACGCUGACUCCUGAUUGGACGGAGAAGCAGACCCAGAGGAUGAUUGACAUGCGGGUCAACCCGGUGCACGGCUUCUCCGCCCACUGGGACUACGACAGGAAGCAGUGGAAAUGAGACGC
Myripristis murdjan (pinecone soldierfish) is the source of this 665-nucleotide messenger RNA. Its product is annotated as cytochrome c oxidase subunit 4 isoform 1, mitochondrial-like. Gene Ontology annotation, biological process: mitochondrial electron transport, cytochrome c to oxygen. The record is from RefSeq and is a predicted model, not a curated record. Lineage: Eukaryota; Metazoa; Chordata; Actinopteri; Holocentriformes; Holocentridae. The transcript is spliced from 7 exons. Gene Ontology annotation, cellular component: respiratory chain complex IV. The coding region runs from base 1 to 660 and encodes 219 amino acids.